AUGAUUGACUUUGAAGAACCUAAUAUAAGUCAGUUCGACGACUUUACUAGUUGUCAGUUAUACAAUAGUGAAGAAAUUUUAUUUAAUCUAGUCGACCCUAAUGAAAUAAUGCCUGCUACGGAAAAAUUAAGUAAAACGUAA
This is a messenger RNA of Dentiscutata erythropus, 141 nucleotides long. The record is from the annotation of a GenBank genome assembly. Lineage: Eukaryota; Fungi; Glomeromycota; Glomeromycetes; Diversisporales; Gigasporaceae.